AUGGAACAAUUUAAACUCUUGUCUAGUAGACGAGCGUUGACUGAGGGAAUGGAAACGAACCACCAGCUGGUUGAGGAGGUGUUUCUCCUCGCACUGUUUUUGGUUUCAACCGCAGGCAACUCGCUGUCCCUGUUGGUUUUCUGUCGACGACCAGGAUUGAGGACGAUUUCAAAUCGCUACAGUUGGGGCUUUGCCAAACCCGGUAUUAUUAUUAGAUAUGUAUCUACCUGGAGACAGCCUAUCGAUAACAAAGACAGCAACCUGAGUAACUUUAAAAAGACAAAACAUUCAAAUGCUGCAAUGUAUUUCGUGUUUCAACACUGA
Messenger RNA from Pieris macdunnoughi, 324 nucleotides. NCBI's taxonomy places the organism in Eukaryota, Metazoa, Arthropoda, Insecta, Lepidoptera, Pieridae. The record is from the annotation of a GenBank genome assembly.